GGCUGCCAUUUGUUUGUCAGCGCGUGAAAAAUCAAACUGGCAUCGCGUCACAGCGUUCUCGUAUUGUAAAAUUUUCUUGAAAACAAAGUUUUAUUGGGUGCAUUGGCACACAACAAGCAACCAAAUAGUAAAUAUAAAAUUAUGAAGACUAGUUUAACCGAAAAAUGGAUUGUUUGCCGGGUUUGUCUGAAGCAGCCGGAUGAAGCGAUGAUGACUAUAUUCGAUAAGGAGGAUGAAAAAGAUAUGACGCACAUGAUUUUGGAGUGUGGAGGUGUACCAAUAAAACGUUUCGAUCAUUACCCGGAUAAAAUAUGCAGCAGAUGUCUAAAAUAUUUACGCGUGGCGUACAAGUUUCGCGUUACUUGCCAGCGCUCACAUAAACACCUUAGUAGAUUCAUAGCGCCUGCUGUGGUGGAAACUCACAUAGAGGACGAAGUACAAGACUAUGUACCUAUUGAAGGCGAUGAAGUGGAGGAGAUUGCUUUGAAAGUGGAACCAGAUACCGACAUCAAACAAGAGUUCUCCGAUUCAGAGGGGGUAGAAGUUUUAGACAUAUACGUUCCAAUCGAUGAGGAUGCAGAGGAGUUUGAGGAAUUCGAUACAAUUGAUCGGUCAGCCUCAACCAUAUUCGAAGGAGCUGAGUAUCUUGAAGAGACUGAGGAAUUCAAAUAUUCGGAUGAUGAUGAAGAGUACACACCAGCUAAAGAAGAAAUGCCGAAGCGUGGUAGAGGAAGACCUCCAAAGAAUUUAAGAAAAAAUGCAGCAUCAACAUCAAAACAGUCAGAAAAUCGACAAUCGGCAGGAAUAAAAAAAGAGAAAAGUUCACCCGUAAAGCGUGGGCCCAAACCAAAAAAGGUCAAACCUACAUCGUAUAUUUGCGAUAUUUGCGGCAACAUCUACCCCUCACAAGGCCGCCUGACCGAGCACAUAAAGUUACAUAAGGGCAUAAAACCACACGAGUGCGAAAUUUGUGGGCAUUGUUUCGCACAGACACAACAAUUGACGCGUCAUAUGAAUACCCACACUGGAAAUCGGCCCUACAAGUGCAGCUAUUGUCCAGCAGCGUUUGCUGAUCUCUCCACUCGUAAUAAACACCAUCGUAUUCAUACCAAUGAACGACCAUACGUGUGCGAUGUUUGCGGAAAAUCAUUUACGUAUACAAACACGCUUAAAUUCCAUAAGAUGAUACACACGGGCGAGAAACCGCAUGUUUGUGAUAUUUGUGGCAAAGGUUUUCAGCAGGCCUAUAAGUUGCGCAACCACAAAAUGACUCACGAACGCAAAGGUGUGGGCAUCAAAAUGGAACCAAUCGAAGUGGAAGCAUUGGAAAAUUUUCAGGAAGUAAAUACUGCGCCAACGCAGGUUUUAGAAAUUUAAUAGUUUCGCUAAAUAGGGAGUGUAACUUAUUCACAAUGAUUUUUCUUAAGUAUUCCACAAUACUAUUACGUUCAUGCAAAGAGUCAUUAGAAGCCAAGGAAAUGGAAAAGUUACAUUUAAAUCAAUUAAACUUAAAUAAAUUUUA
Anastrepha obliqua is the source of this 1522-nucleotide messenger RNA. Its product is annotated as zinc finger protein 12-like. The transcript has 6 exons. NCBI's taxonomy places the organism in Eukaryota, Metazoa, Arthropoda, Insecta, Diptera, Tephritidae. The coding region runs from base 142 to 1377 and encodes 411 amino acids. Gene Ontology annotation, molecular function: zinc ion binding. Gene Ontology annotation, cellular component: nucleus. The record is from RefSeq and is a predicted model, not a curated record.